CAGAGCCAGCGCUGUUGAGCCUGAGAUGUGAGAUGCAACUCAGAGGGACACGCUCAUAGAGGCAAAGUUGUGGCACGGUCAUCCCCGGACUAAAAGGUCCCGCAGCAAUAUCUCUCUGUCAAAAAGUACUUCACCGGUGACGCGCACGCCUUUCUAGGACGCACAAACCCGGAGCGAGAAAACCACAAAUUAGUGAAAUUAAACUAAUUGAACAUUGCGGCAGAAGCUCGUCGAGGACUGAAGGAUAUUUCAGCAGUGUUGGGUUGGGAGAGGGCCACAAUGCAACAGGCCUGCAAAGUCACGAUAACAACCAGCUCACAGUUACACACGGUGUAAAGCUAAUCUUGAUGCAGCCAUAGUAACAAGUGCCCUUUCGACCGACCAGAAUGACACUCGGAGAAUAGGCUUCUUGAGGUUUUUCUUCAGCUCCAGAGCCUUCAGGCAUCCCACCAAAUCAGCAUUCAAAGUGAAACCAAGGCAGCCAUGAACCUGUUUAAGAAGGAUGCCAUGACCAUGAAGAAGGAGAAGGAAAAAGAGAUCGAGUAUGAGGACCCUCCAGAUGGAGGUUGGGGCUGGAUGGUGGUGCUGCAUUGCUUCCUGGUAAAUGUCCUCGUAAUGGGAACACUGAAGAGUUUUGGGAUCUUCUUUGUGGCUUUCCAAGACGAGUUUGGUGGUUCGUCUGAGAGCAUCAGCUGGAUUGGUUCCAUCAUGUCCAGUCUGCGUCUGUCUGGAGCACCCAUUGCCUCUGUGGCCUGUGCCAAGCUAGGAACCAGGGCGACCUCCAUCGCCGGGGCGGUGCUGGUUAGUGGAGGCUUCAUCCUGAGUAUAUUUGCCCACAGCGUAGUGUACCUCUACGUCAGCAUGGGAAUGAUAGUUGGAAUUGGUUUUGCACUACUAUACCAAGCCUUCUCAGUGGUCACAGCGAUGUACUUCCGAAAGAGGUUAGCGACAGCUUAUGCAAUUGGGCGUUCUGGGAUGGGUUUGACCUUUGCCCUUGCUCCCUUCACUCAGCUGCUCCUGGACAAGUAUGCUUGGCAAGGUGCAAUGCUGAUUCUUGGCGGUCUUAUGCUGAAUCUGGUGGCUACUGGGAUGCUUCUGCGACCACUCAAUGUGAAGUCUCCCUUGUCCAACCCUACCUCUUCUCCCAUUCAAAAGAGCCCGGCUGUUUCCCUCAAGAGCUCCUCGGAGAAGGAAUACACUAAGAACUAUUUGAAUGGCUCCUCUCACUUAUCCAAUGGCAUCUCCAAAGCAGACUCAACCCCAUCCUCUCCUCCUCCCCCUCACAGGGACACUGAGAACCCGGGGGGCCAAUGUACUCCAGGGCUCCCGGACCUGUCCGCAAACCCUGAACUGACAAGACUGGUCCUUAAUGGUGUAAAUGGCCAUGAGGCCCACAAUGACUUAGGUCAGUGUAAGCCAACAACACCAGACAGCUCAGCGGAGGUUAACGGCAGCAUGAAUGGCUCCACCAUUGUUGGACUGACGUCGCAUGCCAGCACACCGAGUGAGGUGACGGUCACAAAUGCCAAAGUUUUGGAUUUCUCCCUGCUGAAGGACCCAUUUUUUUGUAUCUACACUUGGUCCUUGGUCUUCAGCCAGCUGGCCUACUUCAUCCCAUAUUUCCACCUGUCUGCCCGAGCCAGAACCCUGGGCAUUGGUGCCAUGGAUGCUUCCUUUAUCAUCUCUGUGGCAGGUAUCACAGAGACCAUCGCACAGCUGGCCUCCGGCUGGCUGACAGACAAGAACCUGCUCCAUAAAUACCAUUAUCACAAGGCCUACCUGAUCCUCUGUGGCCUGGUCAAUCUGCUCUCCCCACUGGCAACCUCCUACAUCCUGCUGAUGGUUUACGCUGUCUUCUUUGCCAUCUUCUGUGGUGGAUACAUGGCUCUGCUGCUGCCCGUUCUAGUAGAUCUUGUCGGGGCGGACAAACUCAACAACUCCAUGGGCUUCUCCAUGUUCUUCGUUGGCCUGGGUUGCCUCACAGGACCUCCUUUGGCAGGCUUCCUGUACGACUACACUCAGACUUACGACUGUUCUUUCUACCUGGCCGGGCUCUGCUAUCUGCUCUCCUCCGUCUCGCUGUUCCUGGAGCCUCUGGCUCAUCGCUGGAAAGACAGAAAAGAGGUGACCCAGACCACGAGAGCGGAAAGCAGCUGUAAGACCAACGGCUGCUUCACCCCCGACCGCCUGCAGAACGGCGCUGUGUAGGAAUGAACCCAGAGAGGCCUGCGAUCUUGAACCAGCAUGCUCAUAACUUUCCAUGGGCUCGCAUACCUUGGACUUUGGUCUCCAGCUUAAAGUCGGGACCCAAAUGACCCUUAUUUCAGCAGCCGUGUAACGGGCUGAGAAGACCACAUUACCACGCCUGAGAACAUGCAAUAGUCAGGAUGAUGAACUUUCUAAAGAGCCAAAAUGUUAGUGUUUUUUGCAAUAUAUUGUAACCCUUAUUCAUGUUCUUAUUAGAGGUAUAUGCAUCCAAACUAAAGAUAAUCCCAUAUAUAUAUAUGUAUAUAUAUAUUAUCCAGCACAACUAAUUAUUAGUUACUUUGCAACAAUUAGGCCUACUUCUUCAAACACAACAUAUCUGUUUUCCAAUACAAAAAGAACACAGUAUCUUUGCAUUACACGGUAUAUUGCUGGAAACUAAGCUAUGCAGUUUGAAAUCAUGUUAUCCACAAUCCUCCUCUAAUGUCUGUGAUGGCAUUAAUUGAAGCACACAUCCAUGAACAAAUACUCAUUUAUUUUCUAUAAACCUGUACUCACUGGUAUGCACUUUUACCUAUUCUGUAAUACAUGUGAUCUUCUGCCAGAUGGUUAAAAUGUGCAUUCUGCAAUUCUGGAGAAAGGUGGUUGAUAUUUGAAGUCAACACCCAAACAACCCCCCCUCUCCCUCUCACUUUAUACACCCACGUUCUUACCCUGUCCGGAGCAUGUUGCUGAUUAGCAGUGUUCUAUGGCCAUUUUUUUCCUAAUUUACAGAGCCAGGGCUUUUUAUAUUUUUUCAUCAAACAUGACAGCUAGUCUGCCUUGAGCAGAUAUUUGCUGAAUUUGACAAUGUGUAUGAGAAUCGCUGACUGCACCUUUAAGAUAUUUGGCAACAACUAAAUUGCAGGCUACUUUUUUGACACAAAAUGUAACCUGCUCUUCAAAGCCAAAAAGGAGCAACUGCUUCAGUAGUUUAAUCUCUUGCCCCAACAAGUGUAUUUUAAGCACAGGGGUAGAGUGUAUGGCAUGUGCUACUAUUUAGAGGUAUAAUUAUCUUCUUGUAUUUAUGUCUUUAUUAUUAAUAUUAGAGACACUUCUCUCGUCUUGCAAUUACUGCAGCAUGUUGGGCAAACUAUUCAAACUUCAAAACCUCUUCAACUGACACCUCACGGUAACUCAUUUGUAAUUCACCUGACAUUAUUCUUGUCAUUGCUUACAUACUAUCUGCCACUGAAGGGUUUUAAAGGUCACUCACUUUCAUUUUUCCCACAUGACAGUUCAACUGCUUCGCUUUCACCUCAGCUGCCUUCAUCUUAUAUCCCUAAGCUGACAGUUUAACCACAUUAAUCAAAUUAAACAAAUGGCUGCCAAUAGGGAACAAAAUGGGAAAUGUUAAAUGCUUUCAGCCCCAACACAGAUUUCAGCUUUAUAUCUAAAACGUACACUGAUUUCACCUCUGCUCCUUCGAAUACUUUAGAUGACAGUUCAACCCCUUCGAUCACUUUUGAAUCUGUUUACAGUUUGUACUUUUUUUAUUAUCUCAACCUCAGUAGUAACAUUUUAAAAUAAUUAUAACCACUACAAACCAUCCUGUGCCUCUCUCCUUUUGUGGGAAAAGUAAUGAUUUAUUUAAAUGGUUUUUCUAAUACAUUGACACUUCACAUCAUGCUUUACCUCCAUACUACAAAACGGUCACGUCUAGCUCAUCUUUUGUGAGCCGUUCUAUGCAAGUGCACACAGAGAGAUUUCUUUCAUCGAUAGCUCACUUGCACAUACUUUUAACAGAGCAAAUACACAAGUUCCUGUUAGAAAAGGUGUGUUGGCUCGAGAUUUAGGAAUGCUUCCUAAAUAUGUUGAUCACAGUUGUAUUGCUGUGUAGCAGGGUUUCUGUGUCAUUGUGUGUGAUUAAGUCUCAUUUUGUAGGUCUGUGAAUCACUGAAAGACUGUUUCAAAGGCAUUUCUCCCAUAUUGCCCAUAUGAACUGGGCUGGUUUUAAACUGUUGCCCAGCCUUUACAGUGCCUGCAGCAGCCAAUUGAUGGCAAUUCAAUGUAUAAUUAUAUUGUGUCCGUUGGUUGUUUGAUUUUUUUUAGUGAAGGUUUAUCUUUGUUUUUUUACCACUGUUUGCCUUACAAGGUACUGUAUUGUAUCUUUACUAACCUUCCUGUGAUGUCAGCCAAAGACACAAUAGAGACCUACCUACAACUUGAAACGUAUAAGUACAAAUGGAUUGUACUGUUGAAAUGUAUAGACCACAGUGACUAAUUCAUUUCUUUGAAGUCUUAACUGAGGGCCCAGCAGCCAGUGAUAGAGAUGUGUUUUGUAACGCUGCCCUCUCGUGGCGGAGGAAGACCUCUACUCAAAGAAUGCUGCCUCAAUUAGUAAAUUAGUACCACAUUAUUCCCCCUCAUCUCACUUUCACAAUACUGAGCCAGGCUCUUUGUAUUGUUUCAAUAACGACAGUCAUGCACAAAAGCUCUUUUGGCUCACGAGUUGCAUUCACCAUCCGUACGCAUUUGUGAAUGAGGCCCCCUGAAUAUUCGUACAAGUAAAUCUUUUAUGAAAUGUUUUGGAAGAAUGUAAAAUAAGAUAUUGAUUUGGAAGUAUUAUACUUGCUUCAGGAUAUUUUAAGAGUUAAUGUGUUGGUCCCCUUUGGUAAUGUCUGAAACUCCUCUGAUAAUGAGCUCAGUUCGGAUUGAUGGUGUUUUUGUUGCAGCAAAUGCAUUUAUGGGAAAUUAUUGUUUUGUCACUAUACUCUGGCUCCCGGGUUUGUAAACUGAUAUUUUAGAAAAUAUGCUUAAUCAAUCAUAGAUAUCCUGUUCCAAGUCCUUCUCUCAUUUUGUAACAGAGCGCAGUCAGCUGUAAUAAACUGACAUGUUACUCAAGUCUGUUAUUGUGUGAUUCAGAUAAUAAAUGAACUGAUGCCACACUCA
Molecule: messenger RNA, 5136 nt
Organism: Gymnodraco acuticeps
Lineage: Eukaryota; Metazoa; Chordata; Actinopteri; Perciformes; Bathydraconidae
Gene: slc16a4
Product: solute carrier family 16 member 4
Exons: 11
Coding region: 484-2208 (574 amino acids)
Biological process (GO): monocarboxylic acid transport; transmembrane transport
Molecular function (GO): monocarboxylic acid transmembrane transporter activity
Source: RefSeq, a predicted model, not a curated record